CUGUGGGGCGCCUCCCCACGCGCCCGGAACCCGAGGGACGGGAACCGUCAUGGCCACUUUGCAGAUGGUCCCAGGUGUGCACACCUUCAUCAGGCUUUGGGGAAGAUGGCAGCCCUGGGGGAAAGUCAGGAGUCCCCUCGUGUCCUGUCCCCUGUUAGUCUCAAGUCACCGGGGACAGCUGGAGCCCACCACCAGGAAGCCCAGCUUCACUUCCACAGUCAUCAACACGGCUCCCCUGGCUGCAGCCCUGGGGUGUUCUCCCAGCUACCACGGGAGGAGGAGCUGUUGGACCUGGAUGUGCAGGGCGUGGAGGAGGUCCAGAUGGGCAGGGACACCUACUGGCCAGAUUCCCAGUCAGAGCCCGAGCAGGCUCUGUCAUCUCCCCACCUGCAGGACCCUGCAGACGAGGUGGACCAGGGUGGUGGGGCGCGAAGGGCCCUGCUGAGGGGUCUUCCGCAUAGACCCACGUGUGCAGGCAGCUUUGCACAGGAGCCCAGCUUGGAGCAGCCUGCAGGCCCGCUACCAGAGGCCAUGUCAUGCCCACAGAAGAAGGGCACCUGGCACAUGCCACAGGGAGCCUCUGGGACCGAGGGUGGCCGAGAGCUAGGGGACAACUUUGGCCGGGGCUCAGGCCUGCGGAGUGGGAAGCCUCAUCGGUGUGAGGCCUGUGGCAAGAGCUUCAAGUACAACUCACUUCUGCUGAAGCACCAGCGCAUUCACACAGGCGAGAAACCCUAUGCCUGCCAUGAGUGCGACAAGCGUUUCCGUGGCUGGUCGGGUUUCAUCCAGCACCACCGCCUCCACACGGGCGAGAAGCCCUAUGAGUGCGGCCAGUGCGGCCGAGCCUUCAGCCACAGCUCGCACUUCACGCAGCACCUGCGCAUCCACAAUGGCGAGAAGCCCUACAAGUGUGGUGAGUGUGGCCAGGCCUUCAGCCAGAGCUCCAACCUGGUGCGGCACCAGCGGCUGCACACGGGCGAGAAGCCAUACGCCUGCAGCCAGUGCGGCAAGGCCUUCAUCUGGAGCUCCGUGCUCAUAGAGCACCAGCGUAUCCACACCGGUGAGAAGCCCUACGAGUGCGGCGACUGCGGCAAGGCCUUCCGUGGCCGCUCCCACUUCUUCCGGCACCUGCGGACCCACACGGGCGAGAAACCCUUUGCCUGUGGUGCCUGUGGAAAGGCCUUUGGCCAGAGCUCACAGCUUAUCCAGCACCAGCGUGUCCACUACCGGGAGUAGUGGCCACAGACGGGCCUCUAGGGGGAGGCUGCAGAGUGCCGGACGCUCCAGCCUUCGCACCCUUCCCAGUUGGCACUGCACACCUAGUGUCCCAAAUAAAUUUUUAAUUGAUGGAAACCAGA
Messenger RNA from Miniopterus natalensis, 1358 nucleotides. It is a transcript of the gene GLI4, whose product is annotated as GLI family zinc finger 4. The record is from RefSeq and is a predicted model, not a curated record. Gene Ontology annotation, molecular function: RNA polymerase II cis-regulatory region sequence-specific DNA binding; DNA-binding transcription factor activity, RNA polymerase II-specific. NCBI's taxonomy places the organism in Eukaryota, Metazoa, Chordata, Mammalia, Chiroptera, Miniopteridae. Gene Ontology annotation, biological process: regulation of transcription by RNA polymerase II.